AUGGGUGAUGAAUUACACAGCCGUUUACUUCACCAAAGCGAUGGCACUAAGGAUGCCGUCCUUUAUAAGAUAAUAGAAUCGUUAGUUUGCUCCAUAUGCCAUGAUUAUAUGUUCGUACCGAUGAUGACACCUUGUGGCCAUAAUUAUUGCUAUGGUUGUCUGAAUACCUGGUUUGCCAGCAAUACUCAAAAAGAAUUGGCCUGUCCACAGUGCAGAUCUGAUAUUACCACUAUUCCCGCAUUGAAUACUACAUUACAACAGUAUUUAUCAUUCAUUCUGGACAAGUUAAGUAGCGAAGAUGACGAGUCUUUUAAAAAAAUUUUAACGACUAAAAUCAAAGAGGAAACCGAUUACAAGAAUGACAAGGAAAGGGACACGUUGUUCGACAAGGUAUUUAAGAAUAGCGCACUGGCAGUGGCCGACGACUCGGAUGACGGUAUCACACGUUGUAGUAAUUGCCAUUGGGAAUUAGAUCCAGAUGAAGUAGAAGACGGAAAUGUUUGUCCUCACUGCAACGCCAGAAUAAGGAAUUACGCAGGUGGCCGUGACGAAUUCGACGAAGAAGAAUACAGUGAAGGAGAGUUGGAUGAAAUUCGGGAAAGUAUGCGUAGGCGUAGAGAGGAUCGAUUGGCAUCUACCGAUCCGUUUGCCAGUAGAGAUGAUGUAAGUUCUGAAGAAGAUGAUAGCAGUGAAGAAGAGCCAAUGCGAGAACAUAUUCCACAAGGCCGUUGGGCCAGGUCACAUAACCGUAGCAUUGCUGUCGAUGCUGUGGAUGAUGAAGAUGACGAAGAGGAAUUAGAGGAAGAUGAAGAAGAGAUGGAUUCUGAUUUGAAGGAUUUUAUAGAGGAUGAUGAGGAUGACGAAGAUGGAGACGGCAGUAGGAGGAACUUGGUAUUGUCUGCAUUCAAGAACAGACAUGUAGUUAUUACUGACGAUGAGGAAGAGGAGGAAGAACGGCGGAAUGCUAUAGAAGAGGAGGAUCAUGACAGUGACUUUUAUGAGCACAAUGAUGAAGGGUUUGUAAGUGGUGAUAGCCUUGAUGAAGGCCGGAAAGAGGUUACAGAGGUACAGUCGAGUUCUGAUUCAGAAGAUCAUUCGAUUUCAUAUCCUAGCUCUAACGAUGCCAGGGAUAAUGAUGAACAUGACGCGGAAGAGUUAGAUGACCCGCAACCAAAAAGGCAAAAGCGCUUCCGUGUUGUUCUAGGAGACAGUGACGAUGAAUGA
This is a messenger RNA of Saccharomyces paradoxus, 1224 nucleotides long. It is a transcript of the gene PSH1, whose product is annotated as ubiquitin-protein ligase PSH1. Gene Ontology annotation, molecular function: single-stranded DNA binding; ubiquitin protein ligase activity. Gene Ontology annotation, biological process: protein monoubiquitination; DNA damage tolerance. The record is from RefSeq and is a predicted model, not a curated record. The transcript has a single exon. NCBI's taxonomy places the organism in Eukaryota, Fungi, Ascomycota, Saccharomycetes, Saccharomycetales, Saccharomycetaceae. Bases 1 to 1224 code for a protein of 407 amino acids.